GGGUAGUUAGGCUGAUGCUCAUGUUCGAAUUAUAAUGAAAUGCAGAAAAUAACCAAAUGAAACAAAACCUGUGGAGUGCUGCACUUUAGUGAUAGCCAACUAGUAAAAUAACUCCUAGCUGUGAAUAAUAGGAAUAGCUUCAAUUUUGAAAAUGGUGGGAGACCUCUACAGUGGAAUCAUGUCUCUAUCAGAUCCAAGGACAUCAGAAUGGUUUCUUAUGGACAGUCCAAUCCCAUCUUAUACAGCAACUGCACUGUAUUUGUACUUGGUGUGGAAGGGACCAGUAUGGAUGAAAAGCAGACCAGCAUACAAACUAAACAAAGUGUUGGUUGUGUAUAAUUUAGGCCUUGUGUUCCUAUCUGUAUACAUGUUUUGGGAGAUAUUUGCAAGUACUGUACUGAAUGCCAGCUUUAGCUUGGUAUGUCAACCAGUGGAUACCAAAGAUGAUCCCAUGGCAAUUAGAUUGGCUAAUGUAUGCUGGUGGUAUUUCUUUUCCAAGAUAAUUGAGUUUAUGGACACAUUUUUCUUCAUCCUGCGAAAAAAGAACAAUCAGAUAACAUUCCUCCAUGUGUACCAUCACUCUACUAUGGUGUUACUAUGGUGGAUUGGAGUCAAGUUUGUACCAGGAGGUGAAUCCUAUUUUUCUGCCUUGGUUAACAGCUUGAUCCAUAUUCUGAUGUACACUUACUAUGGACUGUCUGCCAUUGGUCCACAUAUGCAAAAAUACUUAUGGUGGAAGAAGUAUAUGACAUCUCUGCAGUUGCUGCAAUUUGUAAUUAUUCUGUUCCAUACCAGCUUCGCUAUGUACAAGGACUGUGGUUUCCCAAAUGGAUACAAUGCAGCUCUCAUCCUCUACAUGGUCUCCCACAUAGUUCUCUUUGGCAAUUUCUACCAUCAAACGUACAACAAGAGAAAGGAAAUUGCCAAGCCAUAUGAAAAAAUUACUAAAAACGGCAGUCUUAGAACGCAAAAAAUAUAUCAUGGAGAGUAGUUGGAGAGUGCUUUUUUAAAAGG
Messenger RNA from Lingula anatina, 1014 nucleotides. Its product is annotated as very long chain fatty acid elongase 4. The record is from RefSeq and is a predicted model, not a curated record. Gene Ontology annotation, biological process: fatty acid elongation, polyunsaturated fatty acid; sphingolipid biosynthetic process; fatty acid elongation, monounsaturated fatty acid. Lineage: Eukaryota; Metazoa; Brachiopoda; Lingulata; Lingulida; Lingulidae. Gene Ontology annotation, cellular component: endoplasmic reticulum membrane. Gene Ontology annotation, molecular function: fatty acid elongase activity.